Molecule: messenger RNA, 6758 nt
Organism: Cyclopterus lumpus (lumpfish)
Lineage: Eukaryota; Metazoa; Chordata; Actinopteri; Perciformes; Cyclopteridae
Product: nuclear factor 1 X-type-like
Exons: 14
Coding region: 611-2281 (556 amino acids)
Biological process (GO): regulation of transcription by RNA polymerase II
Cellular component (GO): nucleus
Molecular function (GO): DNA-binding transcription factor activity, RNA polymerase II-specific; RNA polymerase II cis-regulatory region sequence-specific DNA binding
Source: RefSeq, a predicted model, not a curated record
UAGGAGGGUAAAACAGAUCGGACGCGCGGCGCGGGAGACAGCCGCUUUUGGACACGUUUUGGAGACAGAAGCUGCCCGACUGCACACGGGGAAAAAAACAAACAAAAAACAACAACAACAGAAAGCGCAACUUACUUUGCGUCGCCUCACCCGUCCAUUCCGUUUUGUCGCCGUGCCGUUAAUAUUGUUUCGGGGAGUGCUUUUUAAUAUCAUUUUUUUAUUUAGCGGACGAAGUUUGGCGGCUGAAGGACGCACCUCGGGACUUUGACGCAGACGUCUCCCUGACUGCUGGCUGCGGGACAUGGGUCGCCUCUGAGGGCCAAGCUGCGGUAGACGGACGGACGGCUCGGAGCUGCUGUCCUCUUGUCCUCCUAUCUCUUGCAGAGUGGACCCACUUUUGAGAGAGCGUGUUUUUCCCCCCUCUAUCUGGGCCUACGGCCGACUUGUUUAAAGGUCCUUUUUUUUCCUUUUUUUUUUUGCUUCCGGCAACAGCGAAGAGACCAAGUCUUCCUCCCUCAGCCCGCGCUCCCUCUCUCUCUCUUUUUUUGGAAGCUGAACUUUUAAAGGAAAAUGGGGCAUUGAGAGGGUUGGCAGAUCUCCCCACGCUAUAAUGGCUACUGACACCUACCUGGUGAACGACGAUCCAACUAGAGGCCCAGGGAUGCCUGAAUGUUUCCUCGUGUCUGACACGUAUAGGGAUGAAUUCCACCCCUUCAUCGAGGCCCUGCUGCCCCAUGUUCGCGCCUUUGCCUACACCUGGUUCAACCUGCAGGCCCGCAAGCGCAAAUACUUCAAGAAGCACGAGAAGCGCAUGUCCAAGGAGGAAGAGCGCGCAGUGAAGGACGAGCUGUUGGGGGAGAAGCCAGAGAUCAAGCAGAAGUGGGCCUCGCGCCUGCUGGCCAAGCUCCGCAAGGACAUCCGGCCCGAGUUCCGCGAGGACUUUGUGCUCUCCAUCACGGGGAAAAAGGCCCCCUGCUGCGUGCUGUCCAACCCCGACCAGAAGGGCAAGAUCCGUCGCAUCGACUGCCUGCGCCAGGCCGACAAGGUGUGGCGGCUGGACCUGGUGAUGGUCAUCCUGUUCAAGGGCAGCCCCCUGGAGAGCACGGACGGCGAGCGGCUGGUCAAGUCACCACAGUGCACCAACCCUGGCCUGUGCGUGCAGCCGCACCACAUCGGAGUGUCCGUCAAGGAGCUGGACCUCUACCUGGCCUACUUCGUCCACACGCCAGAAUCCGGACAAUCAGACAGCUCCAGCCAACAGGGGGACACAGACAUCAAACCACCGCCCAAUGGGCACCUGAGUUUCCAGGACUGCUUCGUCACCUCAGGGGUGUGGAACGUGGCAGAGCUGGUUAGAGUGUCGCAGACACCCGUAGCCACGGCGUCAGGCCCUAACUUCUCAUUGGCUGACCUGGACAGCAGUCCCAGCUACUACAACAUCAACCAGGUGGCUCUGGGGCGACGCUCCCUCACCUCCCCUCCUUCCACCAGGUCUGAUGUGGAGUUGUACGCAAACCUUCCACGGAGCUCCAGCAAGAGGAAGUCGUUAGACGACAGUGAGCUGGAGAGCCCCACGGAUGAUGUUUUCUACCCUGGACGCUCGCCUGCUGCCAGCUCCUCCCAGUCCAGUGCGUGGCCCAACGACAUGGAUGCAGUGCAGCACCAUUUGGCGAGUGUGCAGGAGAGGAAGAUAAAACAUGAAAACGAUGGCGUGCAGUUUCCUUACCAUGGACUGUCCUCGCCUGGUUCACUUAAGAAGCCGGGGAAGUUUGAUUUCAACGCCCUGACUUCCCAGACGAGGUCCCCCCGCAUGGCGUUCACACACCACCCGCUGCCUGUGCUGGCAGGAGUGAGACCAGGGAGUCCCCGUGCCUCAGCCUCAGCUCUGCACUUCCCCUCCUCCUCCAUCAUCCAGCAGUCCAGCCCGUACUUCACCCACCCCACCAUACGCUACCAUCACCACCAGGACCCGCUUAAGGAGUUUGUGCAGUUUGUGUGCACCGACGGCUCAGGGCAGCCCAGCGCACAGCCUAAUGGAGGUGGCCAGAGCAAAAUGCCGGGCUCCUUCCUGCUGCCCCCGCCACCCCCGGUGGCGCGCCCUGUGCCCCUCCCCAUGCCCGACUCUAAAAUCAUCAACACGCCCACUGACGGCGGACUCAGCUCACCCGCAUCUCCGUCAUACUCCACGCCAGGCUCCACAGCUCCCAACCGGUUUGUCGGCAUCGGAACACGGGACAACUUUCUGAAUAUCCCCCAGCAGACUCAGUCCUGGUUCCUCUGACGAGGCCUCUCUGAAUCAAGAGCUAAAAUUGUGUCAUGAAAAUUGGAAAUUUGAAAAACAAACACGUCACCGCUGAUUAAGAACAGACUGCUGACACUAAAAGGUCUUUCUCUCUAGCCAACACUAUUCAAAGUACUACUACGAACUCCAAAAGAAACAACCCCACACCAACCCAAGAGGACUCACAAUCCAACCCGAUUUGAACAGGAACCCCCCCCACCCCCCCCCCCACCCCCCCUUGUGCAGGAGGCUUCAAUGAGAUUGAGUGGACAGACUCGGAAUGCGAGGAAGAAGAGGAACUGUCUCGCACCAACACACACACACACACACACACACACACCACCACCACCACCACCACCAAACGUCAGAAAGGAAACACAAUAUGGCAACCUGACAAAUGACCAAUCAUUCAUUUGUUGUUUCUUUUGUAUUUUUUUAAUAUUUUCAUUUUUUUUUAAAUCAUUUUUAAUUUCUUUCAUUGUGUUGUCGCCACAAUGAAACUCCAUGCAUUGGCUGGGUGAUCCAAAAAAUCAAACAAAAAACAUAGUGGUAAACGGUGAAGUCGGAUGCGCGCGUGGCAAAAGAUCGCCACCUAAAUGUGCACGCCUCCAUCUCUGUGCAUCUCCCAUCUGACCGCCACCGCCCCCACAUGGAGCUCAGCGCUGCGCAGGGUCCAGACCGCCAACCGCGUCGCCACGCUCUCGCCGCUUCAUCCGCUCAGCCCUGAGCCUCUUCUAAUUUCUGAUUGGCCAAUCAUGGUGGCACCAUCCGAUGGUGUGACAUAUAUGCACUAAGUGGCUGGUCUUUGUUUACCUGUCAAAAGUAUCAGGGCGUCCUGCUGCGGGAGAAACGAUAGCAUGAGGCGAGCGCUAGCGAGCGAACACACGACAGACGGUCAUAACACUAACUCUACAUGUGCUCUUUCGUCCCCCUCACCUAUGCACUAUUAAUUUUUGAUAAGGGAUGAACGGUAUUGCACACCGAUGGUCAGAUGAGCGAUUAGAGAAGUGAGUCGAGGCUGGCCGCCACAGCGGGGAUGUGGCUACGCUAACGGUCAAAGUCAAGGCCCUGACACAUGCAGCGCACGCACACGCACACACACACGCACGCUUGUAGACAGCACAUACAGACAUUAUCAUAUUAUUCAUUAACGUGGACUUUACUUUACAGUUAUGCACACGCAGCAUCAGCUUCAUAUUAUCGGCUUUCAUUUUGUUUGUAGGUGAUUUCUUGCGAUUUCUUUUUUGGCCAGAUUUGGUUUUGGUUUUUGUCUCACUUGGAUUGUUUUAACCUUCUCCUGCAUGUCACAACACUUCCUAUUUUUCUGUAGUUUGCAGUAAUACAUUAAGUAUCGGAUUUCAGCAAAUCAGUAACAGUAGUUUCUCAAAUCUCUCGCGUAUGGACAGCACAGUAACAACAGCUCAUCACAUGCAGCCCCCAUUGCUUCACCUUGUCUCCCUUAAGAAAACCCAGAGCACUACACACACGCACACACACUCGCACACAGGCGCACGUAUAGAAUGCACACCAACACCACCAACAACCUGACAGAAAAUAAUAACGGGAAGCCUUUAUAUUUGGUUCUCCAAACUGCCUUUGUUAAUGGUUUUUCAUUCACUUAAGAUUUGUCCUUUUUUCAAUUUGAGAUAUAUGUUGGGGUUUUUUUCUACGUCAAUGUUCACAUUCAAAUUUGCGAUCCGUAUCAUUCUCGCCAUGAAACAAUCCACCAAAAGCCGAACUCACAAAAUAACUGGACUGCCCAGCUGUUGGUUCUAUUUUGCAGGGAUAAUGAACAGGGCUGAGACCUCGUUUUCAGCCACUCUAGUAACAUUAGCUCUAUGUACUAAAACCAUAUAUCAAGACUAUAACAAUAUAUGAAAGUGCCUCUGUAUUCCCUUCAUGCAAUUAGUAAUAAACUUGACUUCAGGUUCUCUUCCCACGGACAAGCUAAAGCUACGGGGGAUGGUAGCGCUGGUGCUUGUGGGAACCAUUGGCCGAGGACAGAUCUUUAUAGAGGACUGCAAACCUUUUUUUGUGUAAAGACAGAGAGAGAGAGAUCUUAUACAUAUAUAUUUAUGAUAUAUGCUCCUUUUUAACUUUUACUACAUGAGCUGGCAGUCUAGUUAUUUUCUGAACUCUCACCCCCCAUCCUUACACACACACAUACACACACACACAUACACACACACCCCGUUUCAGUAACAUCAGCUUACUGUCACCCGUACGAAUCAAACGACACUCGCCAUCUGCAGCGCAGCAUCAUAACGACUAGAUGUCAAAAAAAAUCGACAGUAGGUUUGAAGAAAAAAAAAAAGUGUUUGUUUUUUGAUGGAAAGUAUUAUUAUUGAAAAAUAUGUGUCGAUUGAGCCACGUGCAAUGCAUUGGGUAGAUCAUUGUGUUUGUCUGUUAGAGAUUUUUAAGAAAGCUAAGAGAAAAGAGAAAAAAAAUGUAUUUGUUUCAAAGUCCAUAAGCUCCGGGACUCUAAACCAGGGGGCCAUGAAAAAUCCUAGUCUUUGUAAGUUUGGGGGUAUUUGUUUUUAUUUCCUUUGUCUCUUUUUUAUGUUUUAUGUGUAAUCAAUUGUUUAUAAAAAUGUGGGAGGGCUGAAGAAAAAAAAAAUUCUACACAACUUGGGGGGGAAAAUAUUCUCUAUCAGAUAAAAUCUGGUGCUUUAACACUAUAAAGUACAUUCAGAGCUAUUGUACAUGAAUGGUAAUGAACAAAAAUAACAGACCAUUUAGGAAACAGCAUUAUUCCUCUCUAUUUUUAUUCUUCUUCUAUUUGUAUAGAGUUGGGGGAGAGGUUCCUAUUCCUUCAGGUUGUGACACAAAAGGCAUUUUGGUUCAACCUUUAGAGAGAAAAAAACACAACAAACUGAUACUGUCAAGAAACAAUUCAGAUGACUUUUCCGUGCACUGCCUGAAACUCACCAGCAAGAAAAGAAAAAAAACAACCCUCCCAAUUUAACUCAUUUUUAUCUCAUACAUUGGCAUAUUUAAGUACUCCCGUACUGCGGGAGAUGCUUCGCAUCCAGACCUCUUUUAUUCCCAUGAUCAUGUUUCUGAAUCUAGAGCUGGAUUAAAACCCAGCAGGUUGCGUUGAGACCCACAUGCAAUGGAAAGAGUAAAUAAAAAACAUAUAAAAGUAGCUUAAAAAUCCGGAAGAAUGCGAUUGAACCCGUUUCUGAAACAGGCAGAAGGCGAGCCUCUCCCCUGUUGCACCCCCUCCUCUGUAAAUGACUCUUAUAGUGCUUGUGCUGUAGUGUAUAGUUUCCCAGCAGUUAAAGGUUGUCCCUUAAAAGUGCCUUUUGUUCACAGACUCCAUUUUGUAAUCCAGAUCGCCCCCUCUUUUUUUUUCUUUUUCUUUCACGAAGCGGCUCGGAGGUAACCGGUCGCCCCGGAGUGCCGCGAGGAGGCAAAAGGUCAGCGCUCAGGGACGACUCGUUAUUUCCUCCCGCCUUCGAAAUUAAUCCCCUCCAUUGUACCACCCCUAUAUCCUCUCUUCCUUUUCAAAGCCGUAUAUAGAUGUAUACACACGUAUGUGUAUAUAUCUAGUACAAAAGGAAACUGGUGUGAAUUAGUUCUUUACUUUUUAUUGAUAAAUGACAAAAAAAAAAAAAAAAAAAAAAAACUUUUGAAAAGGCAAAAAAACUUGUUCUCGUUCAGCUCUUGCUUUUUUCUCCCCCUCUGUCUCCGCUGUCUGUUUUCUCUUAGACACUGGAGUAGUCUGUAACUGUGUGUCCGUCACUCUCUCUCUCUCUCUCUCUCUCUCUCUCUCUCUCUCUCUCUCCGUCUCUCUCUCUCUCUCUCUCUCCCGCCCUCUCCACUAUUGUGGGAGGGUGGGAGGAGAACAAAAAAAUUAUUGCCGAAAAAACUUUUGUCUGAGCAGAAUGCAGUUAGCUCACAUGUUAUUCUUGUCUGUAUGCUUCACAUUGUAUUACCAUACCCAUCUUCUUCAGCUUCUCCAUUCAACAGCUAAUGUAAGUGAACAAAUUACGCUGACGGGCUUUUGGGGGUGUCCUUGGGUGGGUUAGGAAAAAGGACGACCGGGGUUUAGGGUUGAGGAGGUAUCGACGGACAGGGUCGAGAGGGCUGGACGAACUGCUUCAGGAUGUCGGAAAGGGGCUGCUUCAACUAGGAUAAGAGUUUGCUCUUCUGUUUUAGCUAUUUAUUUUUUGGCUUUGUUUUAUUCCCCCUCUUUUUUCAUUUCUUUUUUUUUUGGUUUCCUUUUAAUUUGGAUUUCUUUUUAAUAUUUGCUAUCAGGGUAUGCUGUCGUUUAGGCCCUCCUCGAGGAGGCCUUUGGACUGUAAUUGAAAGCUACAAGCACCUUAUAACCGGACUUGUCCUGCACGAGGCUGAAAGAGGUGGACGGGGGGGGAUUGCAUUUCCAGGACAUAGCCACAUCCAUUUAAACCAAUCUUAUGAAGUGAAGUAUUAUUGUUCACGGCCCAGCAGUAUUAUCCACUUACAACACACCAAA